Molecule: messenger RNA, 216 nt
Organism: Prorocentrum cordatum
Lineage: Eukaryota; Dinophyceae; Prorocentrales; Prorocentraceae
Source: the annotation of a GenBank genome assembly
CCCUGCAAGGACGCCACCAAGUGCGUCUCUGGCGGCCUCGAGAAGGCGGUGGUGGCCUACGACGUCGUCGCUCAGCAGCCGCUGCCGCUCGGGCAGCACGACGAGGCCGUGCGGUGCGUGGAGUUCCACCAGGCCUCGCAGCAGGUCAUGACUUCCAGCUGGGACCGCUCGCUGCGUUGCUGGGACGCGCGCCGGCCGGGCGCCCCGACGCAGGAC